AUGAGCCACUCUUCCUCUAUCGACUCGAAAACCACCCACCUCGAGGAACAAGACCCACAGAAAUGGAUCACAUACUGUGACGUACACCGCCUUCCGUUGCUAGCCGGUGAAACAAGGCCAAUCUCUAUCGGAGAGAACGUUCUAUCCCAGGCCUCGGGCAGGUUUCUAUGGGCAGACUUGAUGUUCGAGAUCGUCAAACGGCAACUCAAUACAUCUAAUGUCACUGCUUGCCUGAAGACUGCGCCAAGAGAUGCUAUGGAACUGGUCACAUUGUUGUUGCAGGUCUACAGCAAUGUACUCACACAAAAAGAGUUUGGAGAGCUGGUUUGUAUCGUAACAUUCGUAGCACACGCUGGUCGGUCCUUGACCCUAGCAAAACUCGAUCGCGUCUUAGGCAGGUUCUCGCUGACUCGCAGCACGGGCACCUCGCUGGGUGAAAGGAUACGCGAUAACUUCACUCCCCUGUUUGAUCUCGUCCAAGACGACGGAAUCUCCCUCAGUGAUCUCAAGGUCCACGACCCUGCACGCGCAUUAGAGCUUACGUGUAUACCCUCCACGACAACUGUCUCUUUCGCGUACCCAUCACUCAAGGAAUACUUUCUCAAUGAUGGCGGCGAGCCUCUAAACGAAAAGGGCAAAGAUGGCCGUGGCCUCAACCUUGCUGAGCUUCAUUUCCGCCUACUGAAGCAAUGCUUUCCUAGUUUUGCUGAACCCGGAAGCGAAGCUUUGACCCCAGCUGCCAAAGCUUUCCAAGAGUACGCCGCUACGCACUAG
This is a messenger RNA of Alternaria rosae, 774 nucleotides long. RefSeq lists its product as uncharacterized. The transcript has a single exon. Lineage: Eukaryota; Fungi; Ascomycota; Dothideomycetes; Pleosporales; Pleosporaceae. The coding region runs from base 1 to 774 and encodes 257 amino acids. The record is from RefSeq and is a predicted model, not a curated record.